AUGGACAGAGGAGUCCCCCACGGCGCGCCUUCAUCUUCGCCGGCCCCGGGAUCGAUGCUUCCGGUCAUCGCGAAUCCAAUUUAUGUGCCAUACGUACUCGCAACUCAAAACCCCCUUGGUCUUCAACAUCCUUCAGGUCCGUACCAGGCUUUCGGUGCCCUUUCGAAUCCUCCCUUCGGAACUUCCAGUGUUUGGAGCGGUCUCCCAGUCUUGCCAAUGACCGGAAGCUGGCUCCGACCUUUGCCUCAGGGGUUCGAGCCUCCGUUCCCAGCCCUCCGAAAUGAUUCAAACUCACCUCACCCGUUUGAAAGGGCGCAGUCCACUGAGAGUAACCCGGCUCAUGGCCUGUUCAGCGAUGCGGAGGACAUCCCGUCUGAAGUUUCCAGUACGGAUGCAGACGGAGAACGAAACGAGAGCGCGAGGGAGUCUCCAUACGCUGAUAAGGAGAAAUCUGUUUCCCGCACAACAGUCGCGGCGGCGUCUCCCGAUCACGGACGAAAGCGCCAAACUCACCUGGAGGCCAAGGUGAAUCCCAAGAGAGUCUGCACCGUUUCGAGUCGCGAGCGUUCGGUCAGGGAGCUAUCAGCUCCCUGGAAUAACCAGAUGGGCCAAGGCACUGACCCAUCGCUUGAUCCCGAGGUAUGGCACCUCUCUCACAACCACCGGGCCAAUGACCGAGAGUCGGUAGAGAAAGAACAAGCAUUCUCUAGCGACCCCAGCCGAUCCCGGUCUCGGUAUUUCAGAUGUGCUGUAUGUGAUGUCCCACGCCCGAUUCGAUUCUGGGACUCAGGCAUCUGUGCCUAUUGCAUCGAAUUCCCUGCACAGUAUUGCGUUCAGGGAGACCAUGAAGCCGAUCAAAGCUGCUUCAUCGACGCAAAAGGUAAUUUGCACGAGGUGUGCAAUAAAUGCCGCGGCCAACCGUUCUCCAUGUGA
Messenger RNA from Penicillium oxalicum, 933 nucleotides. RefSeq lists its product as uncharacterized. The transcript has 2 exons. Lineage: Eukaryota; Fungi; Ascomycota; Eurotiomycetes; Eurotiales; Aspergillaceae. The record is from RefSeq and is a predicted model, not a curated record. Bases 1 to 933 code for a protein of 310 amino acids.